AUGGAGCGCGACUGCCGGCGCUCCGAGGGUUCGUUCAACUUUGAGAUUCGAUCCGUUCCCAUCCCAGAGCCGAAGCCCUGGGAGGUCUUGAUUAAGCUCACUGUCACGGGAGUAUGCGGCACGGAUGUAUCCCUCGCCGCCGGCUACGUUGGUCCGACGUGUGACAUACUCGGCCACGAGGGCGUCGGGCACAUCGUCGCCCUGGGAAGCGGCGUAGAUCCGAGCAUCGUCAAGGCCGGAGACCGGAUCGGCGUCUCCUGGGUCAGGGACGCGUGCGGUAGCUGCCCCUGCUGUCGCGAGCCCGGCGGCGAGACGCGGUGCCUCGAGCAGCUCAAUUCAGGACGCAAGCUCGACGGCACAUUUGCCGAGUACUGCGUCGUGCCUGCCCGCUAUUUGCUCACGCUGCCGGACGACAAGGCCAACCUGCCAGACGAGCUCGUCGCGCCGGUGCUGUGCGGCGGCGUGACGGCCUACAAGGCGCUCAAGACCUGCGGCGCGACGCCGGGCGAGUGGGUAGCCGUCGUCGGCGCGGGCGGGGGCGAGGAAUUUUGCCUGCUGUCGGGGGCGGAGGCGUACUUUGACGCUCUCGAGCCGGACGUGGUGGCCUCUGUGAAGAACACCACGACGGGCGGGGUCGGUGUCAGGGCGUCCAUCGUCACGGCGGGCUCGGGCAAGGCGUAUCAGAAUGGGUUGGACGUGCUGGGGUCUUUGGCACGCUGGUUUGCGUGGGGAUACCGCCCCCUCCCGAGGUCCUCAGUUUCCAUCCUCUGGCCGUCAUCGACCGAGGCAUCCGGAUCGUGGGAACCCUGGUGGGGACGCGUACGGAGACGCUUGAGGCAUUAG
Molecule: messenger RNA, 843 nt
Organism: Parascedosporium putredinis
Lineage: Eukaryota; Fungi; Ascomycota; Sordariomycetes; Microascales; Microascaceae
Source: the annotation of a GenBank genome assembly